Molecule: messenger RNA, 2500 nt
Organism: Seriola aureovittata
Lineage: Eukaryota; Metazoa; Chordata; Actinopteri; Carangiformes; Carangidae
Product: leukocyte elastase inhibitor-like
Exons: 7
Coding region: 185-1327 (380 amino acids)
Biological process (GO): negative regulation of endopeptidase activity
Molecular function (GO): serine-type endopeptidase inhibitor activity
Source: RefSeq, a predicted model, not a curated record
UUCUACCUUCACGCAGAACCAGUCCCGGGGUUUCCCUUCCGUCGGGACUUUUAGUAGUUUUUUUUGUUCGUGUUGUUUUUGCCUCUCUUUAACGUUCGCUUUUUUUCCCCCAACACUCCAACAGAGUGUGUGUGAGCUUCCGUCACUGCGGGAGGAAGAUCAGGAAGAGCGAACAUCGUCAGCCAUGGCCGCCAUCAGCAGCUCAAACACAGUUUUCGCCUUGGAGCUGCUGCGUACUCUGAGCCAAGCGGACCCCACUGGGAAUAUCUUCGUGUCUCCGCUGAGCAUCAGCUCAGCUCUGGCCAUGGUCUACCUGGGAGCUAGAGGAGACACUGCUGCUCAGAUGGCACAGGCCCUGUCAUUCAGCUCAGGUGAAGGAGUCCACGCAGACUUCCAGACCCUAAUCGCUGACAUCAACUCACCAUCUGCAUCCUACAUCCUGAAAACAGCCAACCGUCUUUAUGGAGAGAAUACGGCCAACUUCCUCACACAAUUCCUUGCAGCCACACAGAAGCACUACCAGGCCGACCUGAAGGCGGUUGACUUCAUCGGUUCUCCAGAGGCGUGCAGAGGGGAGAUCAACAGCUGGGUCGAGCAGCAGACAGAAAAUAAGAUUAAAGAUCUUCUGAAGCCGGGAACAGUCAGCACAAUGACACGACUGGCUCUGGUCAACGCUAUCUACUUCAAGGGAAACUGGAUGAAUCGCUUUGAUGAAGCAAACACCAAAGAGAUGCCCUUUAAAGUCAACCAGAAUGAAACCAAGCCGGUCAUGAUGAUGUACCAGAAGAAGAAGCUUCCCUACGAAUACUUCCCAGAUCACAGUGUGCAGAUCCUGGAGCUGCCGUACAUGGAGGAAGAUCUCAGCAUGUUCAUUCUGUUGCCUGAUGAGUCUGAAGACGGCUCCAACCCUCUGCCGAAGCUGGAGAAUGAGCUGACACAGGAGAGGCUGGAUGAAUGGACCAACAGGGAAAACAUGGACAUCUACUCAGAAGUCAACGUUCACCUGCCAAAGUUCAAGCUGGAGGAAGACUACGAGCUGAACGAGCCUCUGGCUAAACUGGGCAUGACGGACGUGUUCUGCUCAGCGAAGGCCGACCUGUCUGGCAUGAACGGCAAAGGUGGACUCUUCCUGUCCACGGUGGCACACAAAGCGUUCGUGGAGGUGAACGAGGAGGGCACAGUGGCGGCUGCAGCCACGACUGGCAUGGCACAAUUCUGUAUGUUCAGGGAGCCACGCUUCAAUGCAGACCACCCCUUCCUCUUCUUCAUCAGACACAACACGACCAAGUCCAUCCUCUUCCUCGGCAGGUUCUCGUCUCCUCAGUAGACAGAACCAACAGAGGAAGAUGUUGGGCCACUUCAAAUAAAAAAAACAUCCUUUUAUUGAGAGCUUUAUCUUCUGCUCUAUUUUCAUCUGCUCUUGCACUGGAAUUAUAGAUGUAGCUAAUAAUUAAUGAAGAGGUUUGAUUAUUUGUGAUUCAAUUAGUGAUUUGUAAUUUGUGAUCUCUGUGAUGUUUACAAACACAGCCACACAUACAUACAUACACACACAAACACACUUGCACACACAAACAGGCAAGUGCUACAAACACAGUAUCCGGGCAGAAAUGAAUAUAGCUGAUUCUUAUUGGCUAAUUAGACUCAUUAGCUCUUACUCUAAUUACUCUCAAGUAUGAGAGCAUGCAUGUGUGUGUGUUCAUGUCACCUGUUCAUCUGAACUCUGUCCUCCAGCUGCACACAGGUGAUGCUCGUUAAUAGCCUGAUUGAUGUCUAUGAGGGUUACAAACAGACACACAUGCACACACACACACACACACCACCAUCACCCCCACCUUUCACCCCCUCCACCCCAUUUUUAUCACUGAAGGUAGGCCGAAUAACGGAAACACCUCUGUUAUAAUGUAAUAUACACAGUGAUCAAUUGAAUCAACAACUGUCUAAAACUAUUUUAAUAAUAAUUUGCCAACUGAGCAUAUUAGUAAUUAUCAGGUGUAGACUCCAAAGUGCCUAACUACAAUUAAUUGGUUGAUUUCGUUGCUGUUCUCACCUGUGAACUCAUAUAUCUGGUAACCUAAACAUAUUCUUUAAAUUUAUCGUUUUAUCAUAUCACCCUAUAACAUGAUUUACCCCUCUCUCCCAUCUGAGUUUCUGUUACAGGAAGCAGUUGUUUACAUGCUGUUCAGAUCUGCUAGUUACUUUAGCUUUGCAGUUAGCACUAGCUUCUCUCUUUCUCCCUCUCUCUCGCUCGCUCGGUGUGGUGUUGUUGUAACUUCACUGUAGAGGAUUGUGAUAUUUACUACAUCUUCAGCGAUGUCUGCUGUCUUUAGGCAUCGUUCCACUCGCUAACCGGACUAAAAUUUACUAUAAUUAAUAAUGAUCAUUUUUUAAUGUUAUUAGCUGUCAUUUUUAUUUUUAUCAUUAGGAGCACUUCAGUUGCCAUUACAUUACUCGUGUUGUUACUGCCGUUGCUAUCACUAUUAUUAAAAUUGCUAUCAUUGCA